AUGCCUGCUUCUUUUCUCCCGGUAGCUGCCACUUCUUCCCACGUCUUGCGCUAUUUCUUCACCGGUGUGUCAGAACUGGGCCACGGCCUGCCCCGGUUUGUCAUUGUGGGCUACUUGGAUGAUCAGCAGUUUGUCCACUACGACAGUGAUUCCCGGAGGGACUUGCCACGGGGUCCCUGGAUUCGGAAGGUGGAGGAAGACGAUGCCCAGUAUUGGGACUGGCAAAGUCAGCUUUCCCACAGCUGGGAACUCUACUUCCAACUGAGCCUCUGGAACCGCUUCAACCACACCCCGGGGUUUCACACCUGGCAAUGGAUGCACGGUUGUGAGUUACGACAAGACGGACGUAAAGAAGGCAAUUCUCAGUUUGGCUAUGAUGGGAAGGAUUUCCUCAGCCUGGAUAAAGAGACUCUCACCUGGACAGCAGCUGACUGGCGGGCCCAGGUCACCAAGCAGAGGUGGGAGGCCGAUCUGGUCUGGACUCAAGGCCGGAAGAAUUUCCUGGAAGGAGACUGCAUUGAGUGGCUGCAGAAAUACCUGAAUUACGGCAAGGAGUCCCUUCUCAGAAAAGAACCUCCUGUGGUCACAGUCACCCGGAAGGAGAGCUACGACGGACUGGAAAUCCUGAUCUGCCGUCUUUACGGUUUCUACCCCAAAGAGGUGGACGUCACUUGGAGGAAAAGUGGGGAAGUCUUGGAGCAGGAGACCUUCCGGGGUGGGAUCACUCCCAAUUCAGACAGGACCUACCACACCUGGCUCAGCAUUGAGAUCGACCCCAAGGAGAGAGAGCACUACAAAUGUCACGUAGAGCAUGAUGGUCUUAUGAACCCCCAGGAUUUCUCCUGGGAGAAGCCAGUUUCAUCUGCAACAGGGAUCCUCGUGGGCAGUGUCCUAGGUGCUCUGGCUUCUGCUGUCUUGCUGGUAAUUGGGAUCCUGUUCUACACCAAAAAAUGGCGGAAGGCCUACCAAGCUGCAUCAAAUAUAGUGGAAUGACGCAUGAAUCUGGAUCAGAGGUUUCCCUGCUGAAGGCCACAACGGCAACCUGGAAAACGUUGGACUGGCUGGGUAGAUGGGGACCUGCGCAUCUUCAUUUCCUUCCUUCCACUUCUUUGAUUCUGGUGAUCCACUGGGAGUGUUCACUGAUGCCAGAUUAAAUUUUCUUCCCUUGCAUUUUGGCUUUGACGGUGUGAGAACCAGCAC
Messenger RNA from Notechis scutatus (mainland tiger snake), 1200 nucleotides. The record is from RefSeq and is a predicted model, not a curated record. Lineage: Eukaryota; Metazoa; Chordata; Lepidosauria; Squamata; Elapidae.